Molecule: messenger RNA, 3518 nt
Organism: Bombina bombina (fire-bellied toad)
Lineage: Eukaryota; Metazoa; Chordata; Amphibia; Anura; Bombinatoridae
Gene: SLBP
Product: stem-loop binding protein
Exons: 8
Coding region: 47-859 (270 amino acids)
Biological process (GO): mRNA 3'-end processing by stem-loop binding and cleavage; mRNA transport
Cellular component (GO): histone pre-mRNA 3'end processing complex; cytoplasm
Molecular function (GO): histone pre-mRNA stem-loop binding; mRNA binding
Source: RefSeq, a predicted model, not a curated record
GCGCUUCCCCCAGAAGUUAUCAUCAGGUUAGAAGGGAAGUGCGGAUAUGGCUCAGCAGUGGAACAGCAGGAUGGAGGAACGCAGACACCGUUCACAGCCUCCGUCUCGUUGGUCUCAAGGAAGAAAGCGCAGGUCUGAUGGCAAAUUGAGGAAACGAGAUGAUACAGAUUCCACUGUGUUUGAUGAAGAGCGACCUGAAACACCUGAAAAACGAGAUGACAGAUUGAUCUCCCAACCCUCCCUUUCAACCAGUUUUACAACUCCAGAAGGUCACCAGCCAGUGGCAAGAUGCAAAGACUGGGGAUCUGCAGUUGAAGAGGAAAUGCUAAAGCAAACAGUUGACACAGAUAUGGCAAGGUACAAGAGGAAACUUCUGAUCAACGAAUUUGGUGGAAGAGAGAGGCGAUCGUCCUCUGGCAGCUCCGAUUCAAAGGAUUCUUCAACUCAUGGAGAGAUGGAAACAGAUCCUCUUGUUCUCAUGAGACGACAGAAGCAAAUAAACUAUGGAAAGAAUACCAUUGCAUAUGACAAAUAUAUUACUGAAGUACCAAGAAAUCUUCGGGAAAAAGGUAUUCAUCCCAGGACGCCAAAUAAGUUUAAAAAGUACAGCCGUAGAUCAUGGGACCAACAAAUUAAGCUCUGGAAGAUUGCUUUGCAUGCUUGGGAUCCCCCUACUGAAGAAGGCAGUGACCUGCAACCCUGUGCUACAGAGGAAGACGAUGGCCUAGAGACACCAUCCAUUUCCCAAGAUAAGCUUUUCACAGGUACUCCAACCAAGGUCAGAAGGCUGGAAGCGGGUGAUGAUUUUGAUCUGGAUGCUUGUUUGGAUGACAUGAGUGAUGCACACUUCCUCAGUUAACAUGGGUGGAAAAAUCACAGGGAUAGAACAAUGCAACAGCUACAUCUGUAAAGCUUGCAGUUUUAGGUGGACUUGACAAGAUGAAGCUGCUGUGUACCACAUCCAACUGAUUUGCUGUAGAUUGAUGUAUCAGGACUGCAUUUAAAGCUUUUUGGUGCUGGUAACUUAUUGGAUAACUGGCCAUAAAAAACAAGCACUUCAUACUUUAACAUCUGCAUUGUAUCUGAGCCUUAAUUGACUAGAUGACAAAGCAUUGUAUUCCAGAUUCUGGCAUUUCCUUAACUAUCAAGGCUUACUGCUUGGUUUUCAUAGCAAAACUAAUCACCAGAAAUUGAUACACCACUGGAUGGAUUUAUGGCUUCACUGUGGAUUUUUUUUUAUAUAUAUAUACACUCCACGUGAUGGGAAAACUGCUGACCUUGUGCCUCGAGCUAGGAGGAGCACGCUUUCCAUUGUUAUGAAUGGUUAUAUAUUUGUUCCUUAGUGGCAUAUGGAUAUCAGGAUUAAUCUUGGUGAAGUAAGCAUGUGACAGCAGAUUUCAAAGCGGUUUGAUGCCAAGACUAAAUUUUGGUUUUGGACAGAUUGCUCUAAACCCAUGAUAUUUGGAAUGCAUACUAAUCAAGCUUCCCUAUUGGCUUUUAUCCACCAUAUUUCUCUUUACACCAAUGGUUUAAAAGCCUCUAAGAAUCAGCCAAAAUUUUAAACUUUAGGAAACCUUGCCUAUCUGCUUUAUGAAAGUAUUUUAGAGGAAAAAAGUAUAUUGCAUGCCUUCACGGUUGUACAUUUUUCCCACCAGAAGAGCUUUUUUUAGUGGUUUUCUUUUAGUUUUAUUUGCUUAACUUUUACUUUUUUUUUUAUUACAUAUUCUGAAACCUAAUUUAAUAUGGCUUUUUUUGUGUUCACAUUGAUUUCAACAUACGUAAAUUUUACUGCCAAGUGUGUAGCUUGAUAACUGGAGUCAGUGCUAUGGAUAGGCCUUUGAAUUUUUUCCUUACUGGUUUGCCCACUCUAGGGAUUUUAUAGGACAGUAUACCCAAGUGUUCUUUGUCCCUUCCCAGCGUGUUUAAAGUUGCUUUGAGGUUAUGUCUAACAAUACAUUUUUUUUUUAUUCCCCCCCCUAGUUAUUUAUGGUGCAUUUAGUACUCCAGCAAUUGAACUCCCCAUUUCCUUUGAAAUAACCCAUAAUAGGGUAGUUUAAAACACUUAACUAUGUCUAUGAAACCUAGUUAUGAUUCCCAUUGAAGAUUUCCUUUGCUUUGCAGAAUUCUUGAAAUUCUCUAGUAUAAGUACAAAUGAAGAGAGAAAAUAGCACUACAAAAAUCAUAAAGGGACACUGAACCCACAUUUUUUGUGUGAUUCAGAUAGAGCAAGCAAUUUUAAGCAACUUUCUAAUUUACUCGUUUUUUUCUUCAUUCUCUUGAUAUCUAUAUUUGAAAAAGAAGGCAUCUAAGCUUUUUUGUUUCAGUACUCUGGACAGCACUUUUUGAUUGGAUGAAUUUAUCCACCAAUCAGCAUGGACAACCCAGGUUGUUCACCAAAAAUGGGCCAGCAUCUAAACUUACAUUCUUGCAUUUCAAAUAAAGAUACCAAGAGAAUGAAGAAAAUUUGAUAAUUGCUUAAAAUGUCAUGCUCUGUCUGAAUCACAAAAGAGAAAAAUUGGGUUCAGUGUCCCUUAAGCUUGUUUGCAAUAAUGGUAAGGAAACUGAUGGUGUGAGAUGUAAUUCCAGCAAAUAAACGCAGAUGUAGAGGGUUUUAAGUACUAAUCGCCACGCUAGUGUACCUGCUGAUCAGCAUCUUAUGUAGGCUUAGAUCAGUACAGGCAUGUGGUGCUGAUCUUGGUGACUAGUUUAACAAACAUUCUAACUGUAUUGUAUAGUGUGCUGCACGGCCCUGGUAUGCUAUUAAAAGGACUCAUUCUUCUGUCAUUAAUAACAUUUAAACAUGUUGAAUUUUUGCUUGAAAUUUAAAAGCCGUUUAAAUUUUAAUAAACAAAUACCACAGUAUCAUUUUACUUUCUGCUGAUGCUCAUUAGCAUGUUUAACUGGAUUUCUUUCAUAUAGAUAGAAAUGUUGUCUUUUUAAAAUGCUACCUAUGGAUUAAUGGCUGGAAAAGUAUUGUUGCCUACACUCCUAUCAGAAUUUGCUAACAAUAGAUGGAGAAUGUUUGUAAAUAUCAACCUGUGCAACUUGUAGUAUUUAACCAAUCCCAGGAAAUUAACAGGGCUUCUGGUGUUUCUAAAACUUUCCUGCCAGAAAAAGUGGGUUUGUAGUUACUGCUUUUCAAGGUCUUCAAAGUUAUACAGACAAGCAUUAAAGGAACAUAACUGCCCUUUUGAAAUGUAUUUAUUUAAUUGGUACCUCAUUUUUGUUUUGACUGAUUAUCUGUAUCUUUUAAUUGGCUAUAUAAUGCAAUUGGAACUCCAACUUGCUAAAAGGCACAACGUUAAGUUUAGAUGUGUAUUGUUACAAAACCCAUUGUAAAUAUUCUAUAGCAUGAGCUGUCGUAACUUAAUACUGCAAAUAGUAAACAUGACUUUUAAAAUUGUAAUGCUCUUUAUGUAGAAAUAUUGUACAUGUGGUUGCAUAAUUUGAUGUUAGUUACAAAUUUAUCUGUAAUUGACAACUUUGAUAAAUAAAACCUUUGCAGGCUUUGUUCUUGA